AUGUCAUCAUACUUCUUCUCCUAUCCGUUCUUCUACCUCGUGCCCUCGUGCCCGUCCCUGUCCUCUCGCUCUCUCUAUUCCUUCGUCCAUCUUCAUCCAUCUUCGCAUCGUCGAUACCAGAUGGCCAUGCGCCCCUUCAACGUCUACGUCCACCCGGACUUCUCCUACCAACCAUACGAAGCAUACCACGGCUCAAACCACAAACCUUCACGACGAAUUGCACUCGCGCUGGUGUUGAUUAGUGCCGGCGCUGCGAUUGCUACCGAUUUUGGGGAUGGUGGGAUUGGAGGGUGUCGUGCCGUUGUAGAGUUUGCGAGCGUGUUUGGUGGAGGAAAGUGUUGGAUGUGGAUGUGGGCUUUGAUCAGACUCGGACUCGGACUCGGACUCGGACUCGGACUCGGACUCGGACUCGGUCCCGGACUUCAUAAUUGUCUGGUGAUAGACAAUGACGUUAAAUACAUACAUACCGCGAGCAAGCAUGACGAAUUACUGAGACGCGUCGGACACGGACUCGGACAUUCUUAUCAAGCUAGACCCAUCAAUCCACCACCACCAUCGAUAGCACAGCGCCACCGGCAUGUAACACCUCAUUCAUACGUUAACCUCAUUCGUAUAUGCGGAUGCGCUUGCGUUGCAUUGCAUACGUGUUUCGUCCGUCCUUCCGGAGCUUGUAGUAGUCAUUUGUUCCGUGUCGUGUGA
Messenger RNA from Fomitiporia mediterranea MF3/22, 699 nucleotides. RefSeq lists its product as uncharacterized. Lineage: Eukaryota; Fungi; Basidiomycota; Agaricomycetes; Hymenochaetales; Hymenochaetaceae. The record is from RefSeq and is a predicted model, not a curated record. Bases 1 to 699 code for a protein of 232 amino acids. The transcript has 4 exons.